Molecule: messenger RNA, 996 nt
Organism: Culicoides brevitarsis
Lineage: Eukaryota; Metazoa; Arthropoda; Insecta; Diptera; Ceratopogonidae
Product: retinaldehyde-binding protein 1-like
Exons: 2
Coding region: 1-996 (331 amino acids)
Cellular component (GO): membrane
Molecular function (GO): phosphatidylinositol bisphosphate binding
Source: RefSeq, a predicted model, not a curated record
AUGCAAGUAAAGAAAUAUGACAAACACGGUCGUCCUUACCUUGAAAUCUGUAAAGGAUACGAAAUACGAUUGGAUUACAGUGAAUUAUCAGAAAAAGAUAAAGAAAAAGCUCGAAUCGAAUUACGGGAAACGCCCGAAAAUGUCGAAAAAGGAUUAAAAGAAUUGCGCGAACUGCUCGAAAAUGACGAUACUUUGUUCGUGUGUCCCGAAAUUAAGGAAUAUUUGAUGAAAUUUCUUCGUCCUACGAAAUUUUAUGCAAAAAGUGCCUACAAACUCAUUCGCAGCUACUACGAGUUCAGAGAAAAAUAUCCGGAAUUUUCGAAAAAUGUUUUGCCAAAAACUGCAAAACUUCCAUUUGAGCAACAUUGUCUGAUUAUGAAUCCAAAACGAGAUCAGCAUCGACGUCGAAUUUUGAUCAGUAAAGUAGCUAAUUGGGAUCCAGCUGUUGUUUCCAUCAACGAACUUUUUCGUGCUGCACAGUUGGCAAUGGAAAUAGCUAUUUUAGAGCCCGUGACACAAGUUAAUGGAUACAUCAGCAUAAUAGACUUCAAAGGACUUACUUUGAGUCAAUGUUUGGUUGUUUCACCUUUUCACGCCAGAAUGUUCAUGCAGUGGUUUCAACAAGCUCAACCGUUGCGCUGCAAAGGGGUUCAUGUGGUAAACUAUCCAACGGUAUUUGCGGUACUUUAUGGUAUUUUCAGACCUUUUAUGGGUGCAAAAGUACGGAAAAGGAUGCAUUUUCACAGCGAUUAUAAAACUUUGUUGGAACAUGUCAAUGCGGAUUGUCUUCCGAAGUCCUAUGGAGGCACAAUGGAAUGUGAAGAACCUGAUGGAAAAUUGGUUGCGGAAAUUUUGGAAGAAUCCUCGGAUGAAUUUGAACUGGCAGCAUCAUUUGGCGUCGUCAAAGAUAAAAAUAAAGUGAAAGUUAAGUUGGUUCGAGUCUCGGACAAUAAUAGUUCGGGUGUCCCAAAAUAUGUUUUAGUUAAUAAAACUUGA